GUAAAAACACCAAGAACCCCGCAUUUUCAACUCUUUUGUACUAUACAUAUACCUACCUCAACUAACACUAACAGCGACUAAACAAUAAAUGGCCAAUCGAGUACCCUACUUCUUCUACGCGCCUACGUGGGACUACCCACCCAACGGGCCCAUAAAGCUAGGCAGCGUGCUCACAUCGCUUAAGAAGCCCGAACGACCGCUAUAUACCGCAGCCCCUUCGGCGCAUGCCAAUGUCUUUUCCUCACAGAAGAGCCAGGUCGAAUUCUCGCGCGAGAAGCUGAAUUCGGGACAGUUUUCUAUAGUAACGAAGUUUCUAAGUUUCCUCGGAGUGGGAGUAGAUGUUGGUGUAGGCUGGGACAUUAGUGAGGGAGAGGCAUUCAGCUUCGACCGGAUUGAGACGACCCAAUUCUUCCCGAACCAAGAUUAUCUCCAACGAUGCAUUGAAGCCGACCCCGUUCGUCGGUACCUGGAUAAAUCUCGCUACAGAAAGCCAGUAUAUAUAAUCACAGGUAUCAAGACUGUUACUGGUGCUAAAGCCAAGUCUUUCAAGUCUCGAGGCGUGGGUGGAAGUCUGGGCGCCGAAGUUGAUGGCAGGGUUUGGAGCGGCGGAACUGUUCCCAUCAGCAGCGGGCCGACAAUAGAGGUGAAUCAUGGGAGGAAUACGGACAUGUCCUGGGAAGGCAGCAGUGACUUCGUCUUUGCUUUUCGAGUCCGGAAGGUUCUCGUGGAAAAGAAAACGGGAGUCGUAAGUAAGGAUGAGGACUAUAGGCGUGGCGCUAUGCUGGAGAGGGAGCAUAACACAUUUGAGGUUCCAGUCCUUUCUAUCUUAGAAGAGGAUCCAGUCCUUUCCAUCUUAGAAGAGGACCCAGAAUUGGAACAGGAAGGCUUCAGCAAGGAAGAAUUGAUGGAAGGUGAUAUGUCCGUCAUCUGCGCUGUUCCGCAUCCACGGACAGGUGGAGAGGACGAAGAGUAGACAAGCCGUGGAAGCGAAGGGAAGCUGACAUUUAAACGUAGCAUCAUGUAGGAGAUAUGAAUAUAGU
This is a messenger RNA of Daldinia loculata, 1040 nucleotides long. RefSeq lists its product as uncharacterized. The record is from RefSeq and is a predicted model, not a curated record. Bases 89 to 973 code for a protein of 294 amino acids. The transcript is spliced from 2 exons. Lineage: Eukaryota; Fungi; Ascomycota; Sordariomycetes; Xylariales; Hypoxylaceae.